UCGCUCCCGACUGCAAACUGCCAGCUGAGGAGAAGCACCAAGAAUAGCAAGCAGUGGGGAAAAAAGGGCAAGAAGUGGAUAUCGAUCGAUUGAUCGCGUUGGGUCGUUUGGCGCGAAGACGCCAGCGAAUCCGCGCGGUUAAUUUGGAUGGUGGCAAGGUGGAGGAAGGUUCGGUCUUGCGGAGAGAUUUCGUGAAAUUUUGGAGGGGGAGGAGGAAGAAGAAGUUGCGGUCUUGGUGAGGAAUUUGGAGUUGUUGCGUGCGAGGAGGAGGCAACGACGAUAUUGGCGAGGAAUCCGGGGUCGGAAAGGGGAGAGCAAGAGGAGGAGGUGGUGCAGGAUGCUGCGGUGGCUGGCGCGGCCGGCGGAGCGGUGCCUGGGGCGCAGCGGCUGCGGGUGCGGCGGCGGCGGUGGCGCCGGAGGAGGCGGGGAUGGGUUGCUGUGGAACGCAGAGCUGAAGACGCACGCGUCCGGGCAGUACUCCAUGGCCGUGGCGCAGGCCAACGAGAGUCUGGAGGACCAGGGCCAGGUGGCGACCUCGCCGGCGGCCACCUUCGUCGGGGUCUACGACGGCCACGGCGGGCCAGAGGCCUCGCGCUUCCUCUCCUCGCACCUCUUCCCGCACCUCCACAAGUUUGCAUCCGAGCAAGGAGGCGUGUCAAAUGACGCAAUCAAGAAGGCGUUCCAUGCUACAGAAGAGGAGUUCUUGCACCUAGUCAAAGGAUCAUGGCUCAAACGGCCCAAGAUUGCCGCAGCCGGCUCCUGCUGCCUCGUCGGAGCAAUCGCCAACAAUGUUCUGUAUGUCGCCAAUUUAGGGGACUCAAGAGUGGUCCUUGGCCAUAAAGGACCUAAUGGCCGGGGAGUAGUGGCCGAGAGGCUGUCCAAUGACCAUAAUGUUGCCGACGAGGAGGUACGAAAGGAGCUUGCUGAGCAGCAUCCUGAUGAUUCGCAUAUAGUCGUCUACACCAAGGGAGUUUGGCGAAUCAAGGGCAUCAUUCAGGUUUCCAGAUCAAUUGGGGAUGUCUACCUGAAGAAGCCUGAAUUUGCCAGAAACCCUAAGUUUCAGCAUUAUGUCUGUCCUGUUCCGUUGAAGCGGGCCGUCAUAACAGCCGAGCCAUCAAUCAAAGUACACCAUCUGCGACAGCAAGACCUCUUCUUAAUAUUUGCGUCAGAUGGUCUGUGGGAGCAGCUAACCGACAAAGCGGCGGUGGAUAUUGUCUUCAAGAAUCCCAGAGCAGGAAUAGCCAAGCGAUUGGUGCGAGCGGCACUGUCUGAAGCUGCAAGGAAAAGAGAGAUGAAAUACGCCGACAUACAACAGAUCGAGAGAGGGAUAAGGCGGCACUUCCACGACGAUAUCACGGUUGUGGUGGUCUACCUCGACAAUCACAAACGUGGUGCACAACCGAAAUUCAGUAAUUUGAACAGUUUCAGGUUCACCAAUGCACCGGAGGACAUAUUCUCCGGCAGGUCCGAUCAGCGGGGGCACCAACCCCUCAGUGGUGCUGUGGGCUAGUUUAUUGUCUUGAGGGGAAGAAACAUAGUGAAAAAGGAACACAGAUUGAGGCAUGAAAUGCAUAUUGAGAGGUUUCCAAAAAUUCCUUUCUUUUUGUACAUAAUGGGUUUGUAUAAUCUGAUAUUUCUAGACAAGAGUCCCAACUGGACAUACUUUGGGUAUCAAUCAUCAAAGAUUAGAUUCCCCAAAAAGAAAAGAAAGGGUGAGUUCUAAAGAUUGUUGGUAAGAUCCUUUGCAUGCGUCACAAGCCGAGAAUCAAGCCCAGGAGCUACUCUUGUUUGAUCCUGAAGCUUUUGUCCAUCACUGUGAUUUGGUCUCAAGUGGGCUCAGGUUUCCAAGUAGUAAUAAAAAAAUGUACACAACACAGGACUGCUUAGAUUUGUGUGUGUGCACUAGCAUUGCUGUAUGGGCAGCCUACUGCUAUCAGGUUCCCCAAAAGAAGAGCUUUCCCA
This is a messenger RNA of Brachypodium distachyon (stiff brome), 1962 nucleotides long. RefSeq names its product probable protein phosphatase 2C 78. Gene Ontology annotation, biological process: protein dephosphorylation. Lineage: Eukaryota; Viridiplantae; Streptophyta; Magnoliopsida; Poales; Poaceae. The transcript is spliced from 4 exons. The coding region runs from base 338 to 1510 and encodes 390 amino acids. The record is from RefSeq and is a predicted model, not a curated record. Gene Ontology annotation, molecular function: cation binding; protein serine/threonine phosphatase activity.